AAACCUAAUCACAGUGGCCAAUUCGUGCUAGAUUUCGUGCAAACAAUCAUCAUCCGUGAUUAAUAAUAGAUAGUGCAGCGCAUCAAAGCAGAGCGUUCAUUAUUCAUUCGUUAACUCCGAUACUCCUGGAGGCUUCGGACAAUUGGUUUGAUGAUUCAAGCGCAUUUGCAAUAAGAGUGUGUGCUGCCUGUUAAACUACGGUCCAUAUCCUAUGUUCUGUGUAUAUCGAGGGCGUGUUACCUGUGAAAUCAUUUGCUUGUUGAAUGUGGUGAAACAGUUUUUUUUUUGCGGAUCAGGAUAUAUAUGAUAAGAGUUUGUGGAUAAUGAAAUUGUAUUCGACAAAGUUAUCUGCUCGUACGACAAAUUUAUGCGUCAUACAAAUGCGGAAUUACAUAUUCUACGGAUAAAAAUUAUUGCUUCUCCUUUUUACGCUCGGUGUAAAUAGAAUUCACGUAGUAGUACCUUCUUUGGAACUUAGUUUUGUACAUUGUUAAGUUGCAAAAAUAUGUUCCAAAAGUAGUAAAAAUGAUCGAUUGGUUGCGUGCGUGAAUGUUUAAUCCCAUUUACGAUAAGCAAAACUCUCAUGUCUAGCAUCUGUGCUCUGCUGAACCUCUAGUGAUAACUUAGAGAUAUGGUUUUGAUGCCAAUUAAGGCGUUGUGCUACAACCAGAAAGCAUAAUUUGCCUAUUAGAGCAAUAACAACGGAACAAUAUCUAUCCCCGUAUCAAAUCGUGAAUACAGCAAGGUGUCACCGAAAUGUUGAUCGCACAUAUUUGAGAUGAACAUAAACGCUAAAUUGCAUUCAAAUAAAUAUUUGGGAUGUACACAGGAUCCAACAGGAUAAGUUUCCGAUAGAAGUAUUGAUAAGGCAUUAGCAGGGAAGGAAAUGUAUGCUAUCAAAGGUGCGCUUAGUUAAUGUGGAAAACAUGUUCGGUCAGUGGAAGACGGUGAAGUUUUACCUUUAUUCUAGUACGAGUGCAACGAGCUAUGCACUAUAAAUGAACAAACUAUUGCGCCUAUUGGAUGUGGUUUUCUAAUUGACGGUGGUGUACAUGGUGCAAAUUCAUACAUUUUAAUCAAAUCCAUAAACGAUAAUCAUGCCGGAGCUUAUUGGUGUCGGGGAGUUCCUCGAAGAAACUCGAGAGGAUUACAAUUCUCCGACAACGUCCACUUUCGUGUCGCGUAUGGCUCAGUGCCGGCAAACGAUUGCCGCACUCGAAGAGACAUUGGAUUUCGAUCGUGAAGGAUUAACAAAGCUGAAGAAAGCUGUCAAAGCCAUCCAUAAUUCAGGAAACACUCAUGUGGAUAAUGAGAUGUGCUUGGUUCGAGCGCUGGAACGGCUCGGUUCGGUUGCCCUGUCCAAGGAGGAGCCAGAUAUUGGGGCAGCAUUCUUAAAAUUUUCCGUUGUAACCAAAGAACUCAGUGCGCUAAUGAAAACAUUGAUGCAAAACAUCAACAAUAUUGUGAUGUUUCCCGUCGAUUCUCUGCUCAAGUCGGAACUGCGCGGUAUGAAGGGGGAAAUGAAGCGACCCUUCGAUAAGGCGGCCAAAGAUUACGAUUCCAAACUGAUGAAAAUUGAGAAGGAAAAGAAAGCGCUCGCUAAAGAGGUUGGCAUGAUGCGGACAGAGGUUACACCCGCAGAAAUAGCGGAGGAAAUUGAGAAGGAAAGACGCGUGUUCCAGCUCCAGAUGUGCGAGUAUCUUAUAAAAUUCAAUGAAAUUAAAACCAAAAAAGGAAUCGAAUUGCUACAACACUUGGUUGAAUAUUAUCAUGCUCAAAAUAACUACUUUAAGGAUGGUCUAAAAACAAUUGCCCACUUCGGUACAUAUAUCGAGGAACUCAGUAUUAAACUACAAACCAUUCGUCACAAGCAGGACGAAGAGCGUCGGAAGCUGCUCGAACUGCGUACCCUGUUGCGUUCCACGCCAGACUUUGACCGCGUGGAAAAUGUUCCACCGGGCGAUAAGGGGGGAGCGGUAGGGUAUUCAUUACAUCAAUUGCAAGGCGAUAAAAAUCACGGCAUUACUCGUAGUGGGCAUCUGCUGAAGAAAAGCGAAGGAAAAGUGCGACGCGUAUGGCAGAAACGACGAUGUCGUGUUACAGCCGAUGGAUUUCUAGACAUUUGCCAUGCAGACGAAACCAAAGCACCGACACGCGUAAAUUUGCUAACCUGUCAAAUAAAACCUUUAGCAGAUGAUAGGAAAGGCUUUGAUUUAAUUAGUUAUAAUCGAUCUUAUCACUUCCAAGCGGAAGACGAGGCGGACCAGAAAGCAUGGAUGUCGGUACUGAUCAAUUGUAAAGAGAAGGCCCUUGCAAAAGCAUUUCAGCAUGCCAAUCCGCAGAUGAGUCCCAGCUUAAUAGAGUUGCAAAAAACCGUUAUUAAACAUAUACAAAAUUUGCCGGGCAAUGAUCAGUGCUGUGACUGUGGUUCCCGCAACGAUGUCACAUGGAUAAGCUUGAACUUUGGCAUACUGGUGUGCAUUCAAUGCUCGGGAGUGCAUCGGGAUCUGGGCGUGCAUCAUUCGCGCAUACAAAGUUUAACGUUGGACAAUCUGACGACGGCACAGCUUCUCGUGGCCCGUGCAAUGGGCAACAACGCGCUAAACGAAGUAAUGGAAGCUACUCUUGCGCAAGGAAAACUGACACCGGAAAGCUCUAUGGAGGAACGAUACGAUUUCAUUCGUGCUAAAUAUGUAGCUAAACGGUACGUUAUGCGUACAUGUGCCGACGAUCGAGAUCUAAGAAGCGACCUAGAACAAGCCAUCAUUAACGCUGACCUUGGUCAACUUUUACAAGUUUGGGCAGAGGGUGCCGAUUUAACUUGUGUGUUGCCAUCCUCGGAUUUUGGUGAAACGGCACUCCAUUUAGCGGUGUUGCGAGAAAUGGGCUCUACGUUGCAUAUUGUUGACUUCCUUAUUCAAAACAUGACUGCGCAGGGUUUGAACAAACAAACCAACCCACCCGGUCCAAUGGAAAUGAGUGGCAAAAACACUGCACUGCAUCUAUGCGCACUGCACGAUCGUCGGGAAUGCAUGAAGUUAUUACUUCGCUCUGGCUGUGAUUGCGAUAUUCGUAAUUCCCAGAAUAAACUAGCGCUGGAUAUUGCCAAAGAGAUGGGAAACGAAGCAUGCAAAGAAUUGAUUGAACAUGCCAUGAAGCGCGAGAAAAGUGCUUUCGAUCAUAUUAAUACCGAUUGGAACAUACACGACGACGGUUCAACGGACUUUUCCGACGACGAUACGGCUUUGAUGGAUGAAAGGAAGUCACGUUCCCGGCCGCCAAGCUUUGUUGGGGGCGAUUCGCCGGUAGCGUUACGAUCCCGUUCGUCCACCUGUGACUCGAUCCAGAGCGGUUCCAGUCCCAGUUCCAGUUGCAAUCCAAAUGCGGUCCGCGAUCAACGUCAAAUACCACCAAUUCCAUCAUCCGGCACGAGUCCGAAACAGUUCAAUACAUCCGCAUCCUUCUCGCAUUAUGCUAGCGGUACCAGUGGUUCUGUAUCAAAUGUCGUUGGUGUAGUGGGCAGCUCCGCUCCUACAUCGGGUUCUAGUCCAAUAUCUAGCAGCUCCAGUGGCAUCACCAGACCGGGAGCUACAUCGUCGCAACUAACAUCAUCCAGUGUAGCAGCGUUCAAUGUGUCUGCAAGUAAAAAGCCAUCAUCUGUAAAUUUGGGAUCUUUAAAGAAACGCACUGCACCAGCACCUCCACCUACUACCUACGGUACAUUGCCGCAUGCACCGCGACAUUCGCAGAACUUAGACAAUGAAUUGUUCGGCGUUGCGUCGCAGCAUCACGGUGUGCAUGGGCUGCACCAUCAUCAUCCGGAGAUGUACAGUACACUGCCACAUUUGCGAGGAUCCGAUCCGGCAUCUAAUAGCAGUGCCUCGUCCGUACCAGCCGUCUUGUUGUCAAGCGAAAUGCGUGGAGGGUCUACUAAAUCGAUGCAGGCACAGCUACAGUUUGAUAACAAAAUUUUUGAUCGGUAUGAACCGUAUACUUCGUCAAACGCUACUACCAGCAGCGUAAGCAGUGGAAGUCGCGAUCCAAACUUCCUGAGUACCUUCACUGGUGGUCAUAAGCGCUCGCCUAGUGGAGAAUCACUUGGGCGAAACUUAGCUGGUGCUAAAUUAGUUCUGCCACCUGCUGGCGAAAUUCCACAGCUUAAACCUGUGUCCAACCGUCCCAAACAACCAAUCCCUUCCCAAGUGGUUGGAACAAUAAUUGGCAAUUCAGAAAAAUUAAAUUCCAAUGGACAAUCCAAUGAAAGCUUGUCCUCUGUUGAUGAUGCAAUUGUUAUGAGACGAAAGGCGAAAGGUCCCACAGUAUCUACGGAGUACGGAACAAAUAUGGACGAAAUGAUGAAGGGAACGGUCUAUUCCGAUUAUGAUACUUCUGGUAUACGAGUAAACACGCUAGACAACUCGAUAGCGUCUUCGUCGUGUGGUAAUGCCGACUCUUCCAACAGCAGCUAUAGUCGCAACGAUAAGAGCGGUAGUACUGCCUCUGUUGGUUUAGAUUCCUUCAACUUGUCCAGUAGAAGUUUUACCGGAGCAUUGCGGCGGUGCCGAGCACUCUACGAUUGCAAUGCUGAUAACGAUGAUGAGCUUGAGUUCAAGGAGGGCGAAAUAUUGCUCGUACUGAACGAACGAACCGAUGAUGAAAAUUGGAUGGAAGGGCAAAUCGAAGGUGACAACACGAGGCGUGGAAUGUUUCCGGUUAGUUUUGUACAAAUGAUGGACGACUAAGGGUCAUACCAUUCGUUCACCAAGACUAAGCGAAUGCUGUGAAACAAGUUCCCAAGACAAAACGAACAAUUGGUUAAAAGCUGUCACACACACAACUGUUCCUAGUCCCACUCUGACCAAACGCUCGGUGAAAGCUUAUAGGUGACCGAUACAGAUGAAGUUGGUCCUUGAGUUUUACUAAACAAACAAAACUCCUAUAUUCUCUUGCAUUUGUUGUUUGUACCAUUUCGUUCCCAUUUCUUACAUUUUAUUGACACAUUCUAAACGAUAUUUAAGAAUGAGAUUUCACAGAACGUGGUAUCUGUUUCGGCUAUCAUAACGUUUCUAUUUAUUUUACCAUACGUAUAAAAUUCAUAGUCAUGCGUUGUAUGUUAGUUGCAACUCCAGCAGCAAGGAGUUGUCGCACAUGACAUACAUGGAAAAUGAAAAUGAUCGUUCGAAAAUGCGAUUUUGCUAAAUUCGCAUUGAUUAUGUUUCAGGCUGUAACCAUUUUACUCAGUAUAGGUAAAACAAUUAUUUUAUCCUCAAAUGAUAUGUUAUGAUUUUAAUACACAGAAGAAGGUGGUAUUAAUGCAGGACGCAAAAGCAAAAGCCGUCUUAACUUGAUGAAAAAUCAUUUCGAAUAUCAAAAAAAUGCAAAAAAAAUUCUGUGGGUACGAACCAUUAGCCGCAAACAAAGUUGAACCAAAUGAGAGAUCACUAACAUAAAAAGUAAUGUAACGAAUUCCAGUAAAUGUUAUUAGAGAGGAAUGCGAAUUACACAUUUUUCACAUUACUAUGUAAUACAAGAUAGCGAAAUGUAUUUCUAAGUUUUGCCAAGUAAAUUAAAUAACGAAUGACACAUUUACAUAUAUUGUUAACGUUGAAUAUCGUAAAAAAAAUUAUCGCCGUAUGAAGAGAAGCAAAACCAUAUGUUAUAUAACUUCAAUCAAAUGGAAAUUACACGUGCCAGUAUGUAUAAAAUUUUGCAAAAACAAAUCUACUCAGUCAUAUGGACUAUAAGAACUAUACAUUAGUGAGCGAGUUUUUUUUUGUUUGUUUGUUUUACUUUCGAUCGCAAUAAGUUACCUCGAGCGCACUGAAAUGUAUACAAUGUUGAAUUUCAAAUUCAAAACGAGUCCGUACACAUUGUCAUAAAGGCGGUCUGAUUUUAGCACAAUAUAAGUCCAUGCGUUCAUCAUCAUUAUGUGCAGGAAUAUCAGAUUGAUGAGAGAACUUUCGUGCGGUUUUACAAAACAACAGAGAUGUGUAAGUAGUAGCAGCUAAGCCCGCAUAAAAGCUGUGUUUGGCUUCGAAAUUAGUAGCGCAGUACAGUGCAGUAUCAUUCAAGUAUAAAGCGCAUGAGUUUUUAAAACCAUUAACUCUAGCAUGAAAGUCCAUGUUUUGAUCGUGAGUCAACAUACUACAAGCAUAAAUGGAAUAAACUAUAGCCGUACAAACGUAAGCAAGAUCACAAGCAACUGCUAAUAGUUACGGACAUCAUAAUAGUAUUUAUUGAAUAGAAUGUUAACUCGAUUAUAGUAUCUAAAGCGAUUAUACUAAGAAUUAAAUGUACAGAUUUCAUUGUUAGAACAGAAA
Anopheles funestus (African malaria mosquito) is the source of this 6320-nucleotide messenger RNA. RefSeq names its product arfGAP with SH3 domain, ANK repeat and PH domain-containing protein (gene Asap). The coding region runs from base 1098 to 4742 and encodes 1214 amino acids. Lineage: Eukaryota; Metazoa; Arthropoda; Insecta; Diptera; Culicidae. The transcript has 16 exons. Gene Ontology annotation, molecular function: protein binding; GTPase activator activity. The record is from RefSeq and is a predicted model, not a curated record. Gene Ontology annotation, cellular component: cytoplasm. Gene Ontology annotation, biological process: positive regulation of GTPase activity.